This is a messenger RNA of Symbiodinium necroappetens, 720 nucleotides long. NCBI's taxonomy places the organism in Eukaryota, Dinophyceae, Suessiales, Symbiodiniaceae. The record is from the annotation of a GenBank genome assembly.
AUGUGCGGCUCUCUGCCACUCGUCGGCCUCGCUGCAGCGGUGGGCUGCGUCGUGGUUGCACGCAGCACUGUUCAGCGGCGGUACACCGGCAGCUACAACAUGGACCCGCGCAUGGCACGCGGAGAGCCCACCAAGAUGACGGAGGAGCAGAAGGCCGAGUGGCUGACGACGAAGACUGCUGAGCUUGAAGAACUCAUGCCCAUGACGGACAUCGAGUUCGAGGACAUGGUUUCAGAGCAGACGUGGCAGUGGGCCCGUCACUUGCUGCCCUUCCAGAACAGACGGCGACACGAAAUAGCCGAGUUCAAACGAAGAUGCAUUCUCAAGCAGCCUGAGCUCUUCAAGAAGCUGCGUUUGUGGCAUCCACUGGCCCUGAAAUACCCGACUGUCAUCCGGAGGUUUGAUAACCUCGGGCCAUCGGACAUCGAGAACCGCGAUUUGAUGAUCGAUGUGGAGAUGCUUGCCAACACAGAGAAGUGUGCCGGCUUCACGUACCGGGACAGUGCCCAAGCAGCUCUGGCCUACUGCUCCGCUUCCUUGGCCAAUCGAUCAAGCUCUGCUUGCCAUGGUCGCAGCUAUGGCUUCAGCAUAUGCAAUAGAUUCAAUAGAACGAGAGCAAGGAGCUUAGUCAGUUCUUUUUCAUCAAUACCCAACUUGUUCCAGCAAGCAUUGGCAGCUGUACUUCUUAUAGCUAGGAGUCACCCAUGCGGCUGCAUGUAA